CUGUCCGAUUGGGGAAAGUAUUGAGGAGCGGUCGUGACUUCUGUGGGAUGUUGGCAAUGCUAGGCUAGUUUUUUCUAAAUCUUAACUUGCUAGUAAUACAUAGUCUACAUAGCUAUAGCUAGAUGAUAACACUAUAAUUACCCUGAGUUCAUCUCUCUCUGCUUCCCAGCGAUAUUUCUCGGUCUGGAAGCGUCCCCAUUCGAACUGGAUAAAGUGCAAGAUCCCGGGAAGCGAUAGGCCUGCGUCGCCGUCUUGUGGUUCUCGAGGCUGCGACGAUCCAGCCAUCGCUCCGGCUGCUGCUGCUGCGGCGGCGGCUGCUGUUGUCGCUUGCCCGAGUACUGAUUUCGGCCCGUUCGGGUUGCGCCCCACGCCGCUGCCUCCAGAGUUCUGGUUUGUUCCCCCUGCUACUCCACCGGAUCUUUCCGCCUCCAUUUUAGCGCUUGAGCUUUCGCCAGGACAGGGGGGUGAAAAACAAGCAGCGAUAAUAAUAACAACCCCGUCCCUCACAAACCCAGCACUAACACUCUACCCUUCUUUCUUCCUCUCUCACGUAAAGAGUAAAUGCAAGAACUCCCAUGGAGAAACGGUGCCAAAAAAUGAGCUAAGAGCAAAUCUACUACAGCGUCGACGGGAAUCGUUUUUUUCUCUUUCCCAUUACAGUAACCAGGGACGUCGCUUCCUGCCAUAUUGUGAUCUCACGCAAGCUGCCUGUGGUCGUUUCUGAAACAGCAAAGCAAGGGUAUAACGUUACAGACCGCGGUGUUGAUAAUAAUCUAAAACUCUCAGUAUAUUAACACUAUUUUAGUUAAUUUGUCAGUAUAACAUUAAUAUUUUACACUGUAACUAAGUGCUAUUGCACUGGUGGUGUCUCCAUGUUGUGCUUAGCUCAGCCACCUUUCCACACAGCGAGCGAAUUCGAUGUAACGUUACGUGCAUUAUGCUAUUCCAGCAGCUGGCCAUUACUCUUCCGAUGCACAUAGGCUGUAGCUCUUUACAGAUGGGGUCCUGAUGUUUAUGGACAGGCUUUCUGAAUAGAGAGCUCCAUCCUAUACCUUCUCCUUUCCCUGAGCCAGACGAGCACAGCAAGAGGUGCCAUGCGGGUGAGUUUCUGCCAGGGCCUUCUGACUGGAGCCAUCGCUCUGAACCUGCUCAUCCUCUACUACGUCUCCCAAGCCCAGCAGCAGAUGAUGGAGAAACGCCGGGACCCAGGAAGGGGCUCCAGGAAGGCUGCCUUACCUGCUUCCGGACUGGAGGGCGGCAUGGGGGGCCUGGUAGGGGUUGGCGCGGGGAUGGUUGGCGCUGGAGGUGUCGGGGGAGAGGGGAACAGCCACGGCCCUCGUGUGACUGUCCUCCUACGGGAGUUUGAGAAUUUUGAGAACUACGUCGGUGAUGUGGCACGCUCCUUCCAGCACCAGAGACCUGAGCUGCCCUUCCUGGCUGUGUCUGACACCCCGCCCUACCCCCCUCUGUCUCUCCCCGAGGGGGCCCGUCUCCUGGUGCUCUCCCCCAGCCCCGAGCAGCCCCCGCAGGCCCACCGACCAGAGUUCCACGUCCAGACAGAGUUUGUGCUGCUGGUGCCUGACGGGGUGGAGCUGGAGCAGGGCCGGGCUGUGGAGAGGCUGAUCCGGGAGCUGGAGGGGGAGGGUGGGGGGCCCGUGAGGCUGGUGGCUUCCCCAGUGUUGGCACGCUCGGCCGUUCAGUGCCUGCACCUGCGGGUCAGUCUGAGAGAGUGGACGGCCACCUAUUCCACAGCGGCGUCUGGGAGCAGUGGUAGCGUGUGUUCAGCCCUUCAGGGGGACGUGGUGGUCCUCAUCCGCUCUGAGGACCUCUUCAACCUGUCUGUCCCACUGGGGAGGCCACUGCUGCCCUCACUCUUCAUCCAGACCUCCCUGCAUGGCUGGAAGGUCAAGCUUCUGGAGAGCCCCGGCAUCUCCCCCAGCCACCGGCCUCUCUUCAGCUCAGCCCACAACCAGUGGAAGGCAGACAGCCAUCUGAAGGAGGCCACUAGCCGGCUGAUGAGGAACUUUGGGCUGAAGCGUCUCCUACUGGCUGAUGGGAAGGAGCAGUGGCACGGUUGUGGGAAGGAGACGGAGCGUUGCUUCGGUACGGUCCGGGAUGACACCCCUGAGUACCUGUACCUGGAGCGCUGGACACCUCCCUGCUGCCUGCGCGCACUACGCGAGACCACCAAGUAUGUGAUCAACAUUCUGGAGAGCUCCGGGGUGCGCUACUGGCUGGAAGGAGGCUCCCUGCUGGGGGCGGCCCGCCACCAGGACAUCAUCCCCUGGGACUAUGACGUGGACCUGGGCAUCUACCUGGAGGACGUGCCUAACUGUGACUACCUGAAGAACCUGGACUCUGGUUCUCUGGUGGACGCUAACGGCUAUGUGUGGGAGCGGGCAGUGGAGGGGGACUUCUAUAGGGUGCAAUACAGUGAGGCUAACCACCUCCACGUGGACCUGUGGCCCUUCUACCCGCGAAACGGCGUCAUGACCAAAGACACGUGGAUGGAGCACAAACAGGAUGUGGAGUUCCCCGAGCACUUCCUGCAGCCGCUGGUGCAAAUGCCAUUCGCCGGCGUCACCGCCUACGGCCCGAACAACCACCGCGCCUUCCUGGAGCUCAAGUUUGGGGAGGGGGUCAUCGAGAACCCCCAAUACCCCAACCCUGCCAAGAAGAGGCUGGAUAGGAGCCGGCUGUGAGGGAGGGGUGUGGCUGGGACCUUUGGAGUUUUCAUGUUGCCCACCAAAAGGACAAAACGAUUCUAGCCACAACCCAAAACAUAUACAGUUGAAGUCGGAAGUUUACAUACACCUUAGCCAAAUACAUUUAAACUCAGUUUUUCACAAUUCCUGAC
Messenger RNA from Salvelinus namaycush (lake trout), 2857 nucleotides. RefSeq names its product fukutin-related protein-like. Lineage: Eukaryota; Metazoa; Chordata; Actinopteri; Salmoniformes; Salmonidae. Gene Ontology annotation, cellular component: Golgi apparatus. The record is from RefSeq and is a predicted model, not a curated record. Bases 1095 to 2702 code for a protein of 535 amino acids. The transcript is spliced from 2 exons. Gene Ontology annotation, biological process: protein O-linked glycosylation via mannose.